CCAUAAUUUCCUAUCAGCCUAUUCAGACAACAUCACCAACAGCUUGGUCUGUGCGUGUGUGUGUGUAUGGGGGCUAAGCAGAGAGCGAGCGAGAGAGAGGCAGCGCGCGAGAGGCAGAGAGAGAGAGAGCGACACAGAGAGCGACAGAGGGAGAGAGAGAACAGGGAAGGGGGAGGCUCCAUAUUCUUUCACCUACCCCCUGUCAAACCACAGGAAGGAGGGGCCAGACCCUAAGCUGCCAAUCAAAUCCGCUUGUGGCAGCCGGCAUUAUCUCAGCAACAAACUAUUGACAGAUUACAUGUCAAGGAGUUUAGUGCAUGAUUGAAGGAAGCCUUUUUUAUGUAGUUACUUUUCCGCUUUAUUUCCCCCUCCACGAACCAACAUUUGAAUGACUUUCUAACAGAGUUGAGUAAUAUUAUGAAAGUUACAUGUCUGAGAGGAUUUAACUUCGACUUCCCUGAAUAUGCUGAAAGGAGUUUAUGCACUGAAACGACCUCAGGAAAACCCAAGAUGGCCGCCAAAAGGAAAGGUGGCUUAAAACUCAAUGCUAUCUGUGCCAAGCUGAGCCGCCAGGUGGUGUUCGACAGUAGCUCCCAGAAUGCAGAGGGAGACCAGAGUGUAGCAGAAAACAGUGAGCGUGGCAGUUCACACUACGAUGACACUGAGACCAACUUCCCAGAGAGCCUUAACCUCAGUCAGAGCCUAGAGGAGGACCAGAAGAGACGCGAGGCCAUUGAGAAGUGGGUCAACGGCGAGUACGGCGAUGAACCGCCAGCUCCCGACGAUGAACAGGAGCAUGAACUCAAAGUCAGCAAUGGCGAAGAUGACCCUCCUGAGGGCGUGUACAUGGUACAGCCCACAGGCUGCAGCGAUGACGAAGACAAUGCAGAGGAGGGCGAGCCAAUGGCAGCCUCUCAGGAGGACAGUUACCAUGAAGACAAAGAAGCUGAAGUCAGGCCUUCAAAAGACAACACGUACAUGCCACCAAGGGAGGCCCAAAGUCGCCAAGCACCUUUCUCCUCUACAGGAGAAGCAUCUGCCCUGCGAGACUAUGCAGCCAACACCAUGAAUGAAUUUUUGGGAAUGUUUGGUUAUGAUGACCAGCAGGUAAGGGAUGAGCUGACCAAGAAGAUCAGCUUUGAGAAGCUCAAAGCUGCUACCUCAGACCCCUCAUCCCUCAGCAGUGAGGAGGCCUCACGGCGUGCUCGCUUCUCCAAGUACGAAGAGUACAUUCGCAAGCUAAAAGCCGGGGAGACCCUACCUUGGCCCAUGCAUGCUUCCCCACCCAAACCAGAGGACCUCAACCCAAAACUGGCCCAAGACAAGAGUGCUACCAUGCUCCAGACGUCUGGGUGCCUCCCAGGAGCCGAGACACAGAUCUAUCCCCCCAGCCUGGACCACAAACAGCCAGGAGGACCUCAGCUGAGCACUUCUCAGCCACCAAAUCCCUCUCACAUCCAGAACAUGGCAUCCCGAGCCUCCAAGUAUGACUUCUUUAUUCAGAAGCUGAAGAUGGGUGAGAGUCUACAGCAGCAGAAUGGUAAUGCUUACAAGCGACCCUCCAAGUACGACCUGGAGAACGUCAAGUUUCUGCACCUCUUCAAGCCUGGUGAGGGCAACCCUGACAUGGGCGGUGCCAUCGCCUUUAAGACUUGCAAAGUGGGCCGCCCGUCGAAGUAUGACAUCAGAACAAUUCAGAAGCUAAUGCCAGGAAAUCCAGAGGCCUCACUGAUGCCCAAUGUCCUCGCUACAGCACCAGGAAACCCAGGAGCGCCUGGUGUCCCCACCGUGAGCACAGCUGGGGCCAGCAUCGCCCCAGGGCUGACAAUAGACCAGACAGGACACUUAAGCUUCAAUGCCGCUGACUACCUGAAGUCCAGCUUUUCCAAGACUGACUCCAUCACCACGGGCACUGUGUCCUCCGUUAAGAAUGGCCUGCCACCAGAUAAACCCGCCAGCGACGACAUCAACCUCUACCAGAAAUAUAUUGCCAGAGACAAAAACAUCAGGGGAGGGGAGGUAUCUUGCGUUUCAAUGGACACAGAACAAUGUCCCCCAUUCUGGAUUCAUUUUGAGCCGGCACUAAAAAGAUUCUCUGGAAGUCAACACUGUGGACACGUGCACUGUGCCUACCAGUACAGAGAGCAUUACCACUGCAUGGACCCUGAGUGUAACUACCAGGUGAGCAGGUUUACCAGUAAGCAGGAUGUAAUCAGGCACUACAACAUGCACAAGAAGAGGGACAACUCUCUUCAGCAUGGCUUCAUGCGCUUCAGCCCUCUGGACGACUGCAGUGUCUACUACCAUGGCUGCCACCUCAAUGGAAAAAGCACCCAUUACCACUGCAUGCAGGUGGGCUGCAGCAAGGUGUACACUAGCACCUCAGACGUCAUGACUCAUGAAAACUUCCAUAAAAAGAAUGCCCAGCUGAUCAACGAUGGCUUCCAGAGAUUUCGUGCCACCGAGGACUGUGGCACAGUCGGGUGUCAAUUCUAUGGGCAGAAGACUACACACUUUCACUGCAGGCGCCCAGGAUGCACAUUCACCUUCAAGAACAAGUGUGACAUUGAGAAGCACAAGAGCUACCACAUCAAGGAUGAUGCCUAUGCCAAAGAUGGCUUUAAGAAGUUCUAUAAGUAUGAGGAGUGCAAGUACGAGGGCUGCGUGUACAGCAAAGCUACAAACCACUUCCACUGCAUUCGCUCAGGAUGUGGCUUCACCUUUACCUCCACUAGCCAGAUGACCUCCCACAAGCGCAAACACGAGCGCCGGCACAUCCGCUCCUCUGGGGUCAUGGGCCUCUCUUCCGCCUACCUGGCGCCAAAGGAUGAGCCAGAGGAAUCGAGCAACGAUGACCUGAUGGACUUCUCGACCAUCAGCAGCAAGAACUCCAGCCUGAGUGCCUCACCUACGACCCAGCAGUCCACCACUGUAUCGCACCUGUUGGCCACGCCUACCACUGCUGUCUCCUCCUCCUCUACAUCGGUCCACACCCUCAAACCCACAUCCUCGCUGCCCAGUGCAGGCCAGCGAAUGUCCAGUCUGCUGUCCCAGGCCCUGCCUAGCAACAUGCCCGUGGCCCUUGCUCUUUCUAACAAUGCCAUGGCCGCCUCCAACCCGUUCUUCCCCCUAAUACCCAGGAUGCCUCUCCAACCACCUCCGCCAGCCGCUAGCCUGAUAUCUGCUAUAUCUUCCGGGGCCCACUCCAUGCCCACCGACUCACUGACCCAAGGUUGCUCCACAUUGGGUGCAGAUGGAGCCAUGGCCUCUACCCCAACGUCCUUCGCCACCUCCUCCAUCAUGGAGAAGAUCUCGGCAAGCAAAGGUCUGAUAUCACCCAUGAUGGCCAGACUGGCAGCUGCUGCCCUGAAGCCCUCCAACAACCAAAACACAGGGAAUGGGCAGCCGGCUUCAGCCAGCCAGUUCAGUCUGGUUCAAGUGAAGCAGGAGCCAAUGGAUAUCAACUCUGGGGCCUCCCAAGACUCCACGCAGGAGCACAGCCUGGACCUGAGCAAGAAAGACCACAGUAAUGAAUCAAACGGACACCCUGUACCAGGGAAUACAUCUCUUUUAUCCUCACUUAUGAAUAAGAUGUCACAGGUGAACCCUGCCCUGUUCAGCGCCAUGAACCUGAAGACAGAGCUGGAGGCAAGCCAGGGCAGCAACAGCUCGGAGGCAGCACAGUAUCUGAACAGAGUGCUGAAGAGGCCCCUGCCAGAAAAACCCACUGAGAUCUGGAGGACAUACCUCCGCAGGUUUGACACAGAUGACUUCUGUGAGGCUCAGUGCGACUUCCUUCAGAAAGUGCACUUUCACUGCCUGGUAGAGGACUGUGGUGCACUCUUCAGCACUGUGGAUGGGGCCAUAAAACAUGCUAACUUCCACCUCCGAGCCACCUUGAAAGUGAAGUCUGAGCCUCAGUUUGGUGAGGGCAAGGACUCCAGUGAGGGAGCCUCGCUGCAGCCUGCUGCCCCCGUCUCUAUGGCCAACAAUCCCUCCAUGGAUGUGGCCCACCUCACCUCCUCUGGUGGCUACAGCUCUCCUCCUCCCUCCCUGCUGGCCUGGAAGCAGCUGACCGGCAGCAUCCCUCAGAUGUCGGACUCGAUGCCCAACCUGCCGGCCAACUCCCCUCUGGCCACUACCUCUCUGGAGAAUGCUAAACCUCAAGUCAAACCUGGUUUCCUGCAGUUUCAGGAAAAUGAUCCCUGUUUGGCUACUGACUGUAAGUACUCAAACAAGUUCCACUUCCACUGCUUGUUCGGAAAUUGCAAGUAUGUGUGCAAGACGUCUGGCAAGGCCGAGUCCCACUGUUUGGACCACAUCAACCCCAGCAACAACCUGGUCAACGUCCGUGACCAGUUUUCCUACUACUCUCUCCAGUGUCUCUGUCCCAACCAGCACUGUGAGUUCAGAAUGAGGGGCCACUAUCACUGUCUGCGGCCUGGCUGCUACUUUGUCACUAACAUCACCACCAAGCUGCCAUGGCACGUCAAGAAGCACGAGAAGGCAGAUCGCCGUGCCGCCAAUGGCUUCAAAUAUUUCACCAAGAGGGAGGAGUGUGGGAGGCUGGGUUGUAAGUAUAACCAAGUCAACAGCCACUUCCACUGCAUCCGCGACGGUUGCCAGUUCUCCUUCCUGCUCAAGCACCAGAUGACCUCACAUGCUCGCAAACACAUGAGGCGGAUGCUGGGGAAGAAUUUUGACAGAGUCCCGUCCCAGGUGAUGCCACUUGGACAGAGGGCAGAUGCAUCUAGCAUGAUAGGGACCCAUCCUGGUAUGAACUCCAGCUUCUCCUCCACCAUCAUGGAGGAGACUGAUGAUUACAUGGACUACAUGGGAGGAGGGGGCAGCCCCUUGGGCCUCUCCUCCGAGUCUUCCAACCAGGACCGGAGCUGCACCAGCACACCUGUAGGCAACGAUGGUUCUCCAGCAGGACAAGGCUGGCUCGCCACCACUUCUGCUCCUACUACCCCUGCUGACACUAGCGCUACCCAAAAUGUACCUCCUUAUUCCCCUCCUCCUCCUCCUCCACCACUGCCACCACCACCACCACCUCCUCCCUCCACUCUUCAGCCUGGCUUUCAGUCCCAGGCCCCAUCCCUCUCUCCUGCUCUCCUCCGACCUCCUCUCUCCUCACUCCCAUACCUCCUCUCUCCAUCCUGUCUGUCAUACUCUCUGCUCAGCGCCUCUCUGGGAGCCACUCGGAGUGUUGUCAUGCCAACCAACACACCAGCUUUCAGCCCCAUCAUUGCCACUCCGUCUCCGGUUAAAAAUGACGUCCCUAUAGUGCAGGAUGCUGCAGGCAACACCAUUUCCAUUCCUACGGCCACUGGUGCAAAGAAGCGCUUCUGGAUCAUCGAGGACAUGUCACCAUUCGGCAAGCGUCGCAAGACUGCAUCGUCACGUAAGAUGCUGGAUGAGGGGAUGAUGCUGGAGGGCUUCAGGCGCUAUGACCUUUACGAGAACUGCAAGGAUUCAGGCUGCCAGUUUUCUCUGAAGGUGACCCACUACCACUGCACACGUGAGAACUGUGGCUACAAGUUCUGCGGCCGCACCCACAUGUACAAGCAUGCGCAGCACCACGACCGCGUGGACAACCUGGUCCUGGACGACUUCAAGCGCUUCAAAUCAUCACUCAGCUGCAACUUCCCUGACUGCCAGUUUUCGGGCAACAGCACCCACUUCCACUGUCUGCGCUGUGGCUUCCGCUGCACCGACAGCACCAAGGUGACGGCCCACCGCAAACACCACGGCAAGCAAGAUGUGAUCAGCGCCGCUGGCUUCUGCCAGUUCAGCUCCAGUGUUGAUUGCGAGGUUCCCGACUGCAAAUAUAAGCUCAAGUGCUCGCACUUCCACUGCACCUUCCCUGAGUGUAAGCACACAGUGGUGGGCAUGUCCCAGAUGGACUCCCACAAGAGAAAGCACGAGAAGCAGGAGCGGGGUGAGCUGCCGUCUGUGUCGCCCAAACAGGAAGGGAUGCACCACCUGGGAGGAAGUGUGUCUGCGGUCUCUUCCGCCUCUAUGAGUCUUUCUACUUCCUCACCUAGUGGCCUCUACGGGUUGUCCCGCAGCAUUGACAGCAGUGCUCCCUCCAUGCUCUACCCAACAGACGGCAUCGGGUCCGAGUAUAACCACCUGUACCCACAGUCCUCCAUCAGCCUGGACGGCUCCCUCAACCUGGGCACCGACACCAGCAGCUCCCUGUUCUUCCUGAAGAAUGCAGCCGGUCUGGGGCUCAGCGACUCACUGGACCUCAGCAAGAAAAUGCACCACGACGCAGCGCGAUCUAGCCACAACCCGGCAACCCAGCUGGGUCUGCCAGUAGCUCAGGAUGACACCACAGGAACAUCUGGAGAGGCUGAAGAUGACCUGUCGCCAGAGGAGGAGGUGCAGGCAGAGGAGGAGGAAGAAGAAGAAGAGGAGGAAGAAGAGGAGGAAGCAGACCUUAACAGUGACUCGAAUGAUGAUUCAAUGGCGGAGCCUGAUGGUGAAAAGGACAAUGGCGAGAGUUUUGAUGCUUCCGUUAACCACACUGAUUCUUCCCGACUGGAAAAGCAAGACGUUGACCCAUAAAAAUAAAAAACUACCAGUGACUAUAGAAACUGAAGAAAUACUCUGUGUACUAUGAACAAACAAAAAUGAAAGUGGCCUCAUUUAUCAUGUUUAGAGACUUCCCAUGACAACAAAAAACAACAACAGUGUGGAGAAAAAUGACGGCCCAAAAUGAUUUAUUGUGAUGUUUACAAGAUGACCAACAUUAUUAAUUCAAUUAUGCAUUAAAAAAUAUGAACGGAGACACAGAAUUAGGCCCUGGUUUACACACGGGGCAGCAAUGUAAAGCAUUUUACUACACAUCAGUCUUUUUGUGUGCGUGCAUGUUUGACUUUAAUUUAUUUUCAUUUUUUUUUCACCUUUUUUGUGUGGAUAAAAAAAGAAAAAUGUUAGAAAAACAAAUCUCUCUAUAUAACUAUAUAUGUAAGUGUGUGUGUGUGUGUGUGUGUGUGUGUGUGUGUGUGUGUGUGUGAAUGUGUGUGAACGAUGAUAUACAAAAGGAAAUUGCUGGCACAGGCAACAUGAACUGCAGGGCCUUGGAUACAUAGAAAAAGGGACGUAAAUCACUAAGGGGAAACAGGAUGCGUUCAAACAUUUGAUCUUUUUUUCUGUAAUAAUAAUAAUAAUAAUUAUUAUUAUUAUGAAACACUGAGAGGAAAGGGAGUUACAUUUUGCUUAUUUCCAUCUCUCUCAGAUGCUUUUCUUUGUUCUCAAUAAUAUGGAAUUGACCAGUAAAUAUUUGGUCAGUCUCCAAGCAAGCUGCUGGUCUCAACAGUUCUCUGACAUUAUGCUGGAAAUGUUUGACCAGCACCAAAACCAAGCUCAGCCCUUGUAAUUUUACCCCCCCAGCAGAGGAAUCAAGUUUGUGUGUGGAUAGUGCACUUUUAUAUUAGCUGACCACGAUGAUUACUGAUGAUAACUCAUAAGCAUAUUUAAAAAUAUUUUUGUUACCAUUUGCAUCUUUGCAUUACAAUGUUGUUUUGUUGUGUUGUUAGUCAGAAGCAUAUCGAUCUGUAAGCAGGCGAGGUCGUGAUUAACGGCCGGAGAUUAAGGCUGUGUGUGUGUGUGUGUGUGUGUGUGUGGGGGGGGGGGGGGGUCAGACUGACCAGAGGAAGCGAUGAGUCACUUAGAUGGGGGGGACGACAGAGGAAGCGUCAGGGAGUGUGUUUUAUGUUGAAAAUUUACAGACCGAAAAUGUCUCAACGGCAUUUUGUUUCCAUUCACUAUGGCUGUGGUUGAGCUCCUGUUGUAACGGUUUUUAUUUAAUAUUUAUGUGACCUUCCAAUGAGAAAUUUCUAGGGUGUUAUUGCACUUUUUAGGUUAAUUUUUACCGUCUGAAAAAAAAAAAAAUGAUAUAUAUAUAUCUUUUAACAGGGAAUUUUGCUUUAAAGAUGUUGUUUUAGUUCACUUUUGCUUUAAUGCACAAAUAGAUGUUAGUGUGACAAAGAACUGUUCUGUGAUUUAUUUAAGACUGGUUUUUAUUUUGCUUCUGUGAUUCGACAGUUUGAAAAAAAAGGAAAUGGGUGUGCCAGAAAAACGGUGCCCUGAUGAGAAACACUAAUACGGACUGUGAUUUGAAAUGAGUUCUUAAGAAGUUCAUGGCAAUGCUCACUUACUGUAGUACUAAAUUAUAAAUCUGUCAAAGCCACCCUCGGUUUAUAUUGAGCAAAUAUGUGCGACCGAGAAGUGGACACAUUGAUCAUGAAUUAUCAUUGGAAAUAAGCAAUCAUAAUAUAAGGAAUAAAUGUGUGUAGAUGAUAUUCCUUCAGAUGUUUUGAGAAGAAAAAAAAAGGGUUGUACAGUAUUUUCCUCUGUAAAAAAUAACUAUAUAUGAACAAAAUGCUCUUUGAUGAACAGCAUCCUUUAAAAAGAAAACCGUUAAGAGGAGAAAUGAAUAAUAAAAAGUAAAAAAUUCAAAUAGCCUCAUCAUAGUUUGCUUGUGUGCGUGACAUUUUUUAUUACCCCAGAUUUUUUGGAAAAAAAUUGUUCAUACUGUAGCAUUGAUUCCGUUAUGUUUGCAGUAUAUAUUCUUUCUUUUUCCAACUAUGUCAGAAGCUCAAACUAAAAUACACUUGUUUGAAUUCAUUCAUCGAUGUUUCUGUUUUAUUUAACGACUCGUUUUAUUCAUUGUCAUUUUUCGGUGUGAUUUUUUUUCCUCAUUAAUUGAAAUUCUUGGUUUAUAUUUACUUUGCUGUGGGCGUGCCUCGUUCACAGACUCAACUGUCUCUGGGGACUCUGGUGCAACGCAGAGGCGUCACGUUUGUUUUGUUUUCUCAUCAGAUAACUGUAGGGGCUGAGACAUUGUGCACUUGAAUUAUGUGUCUGUGUGUGUGUGUGUGUGUGUGUGUGUGUGUGUGUGUGUGUGUGUGUGUAAAAUAGCAGGAUUUGUAAAAAGUUGAAAAUAAAGAAACUAUAAUUAUUAUAACAAUACACAUGCAGUGAUUGGUAGUGCUUCAGCCUGAGGACAUUUUGGGUCACGUGUGGAGGGAAAAGGUGCUGCUGGACAACAGCAGGGCAAAAGGUCUCAGCAGCUAUCUCUCUGUCUCUUUUUCUAUCCGUCAGUGACACUACUGAAGUGUGUGUGUGUGUGUGUGUGUGUGUGUGUGUGUGUGUGUGUGUGUGUGUGUGUGUGUGUGUGUGUGUGUGUGUGUGUGUGUGUGUGUGUGUCUCCCCCUGAGAGAGACAGUUAGGCCAUGGCUGUAAGAACACAGACCUGUGACUCCGUCCCAGCUGCUCUGAGCUUCGAUUCAUAUUUCAUGACCUUGUGCGCCUUUUCCCUGCUUUGUUCCGCUUUAAAUCCAACUGGGACACUUUUCUGUCACAGAAUUUGAAGAAAACAAAAAAACAAACAUCUGCAUUUAUGCAGGUGAAGGAAUCAACAAUAUUUGUUGUUGGGGUCGCCCGUUGUUCAUGCUUGUCAUUCUGGUGUGAGAACAAGAUCAGAGCCGAGGACCAUUAGGGAGAGUUAGAGGCCUGCUACUGCUAACAAGAUGGCUCUCUGUGUCUUGUUCAGUGUUAACAGGGCACUUUUUUUUUUUGUUGCCUUGAGCCAUGUGCUGGGUUCUCCUCCCACUCCCUCAUGUCACCCAGUGGCCAGUGUGCUGGUUCUCUCUGUCCCUUCGUCUACAGCUGUUCCUGUCCUUCCUCCUUGUGAUGUUUUUUUUAAUAAUAAAAAAAGAAAAAAAUUGGGUAAAGGCAUCACCAUCUGUCAGCCACCUGGCAUCCUGUAUAUAAUCUACCAGAAAAAAAAGAAUAAACAUGAAAAUUAUAUUACUCAAAAACCAGACGGAAACGACCUCCAAAUCCUGCAUAGGCUGCUGCCGAAACGACAGAUCAUUUUACUGUUUUAAUUAACAGAGUAAAAAGGAUGGUAUAAAAAAGUGGUGGGGAAAUAAACUGAAAUGUAUUACCACUGCUGGGAAAAACGUAAUAUGAAAGCCUCCUGCUUACUGCAGCGUAGUGGAUUAACAGAGCAACAUUUUAGACUUUGUAAAAUAUAUUGCACUUUUGGACUAAAAGCCAUCUCCCGUUUGCGUUCAAUUUGGCUAGACUCAUGAGACAUUUUAUAUGAAAAGUAGACAAUGAAGCAAUUUUUUAAAAGUCUCUACUUGAAUCUGUUGCCCUCAGCACUACUAUUCAUUCUUGUCGUAUUGCUUAUUUCCACUUGGAUACAGUGCUGUUUAUCUUCAUUGUGCUAUAUUUAUGUUGUUCCUCUGUUUCUGCAUGUCUUAUGCAAAGAUUGAGCUUUUCACUCAGUGAAAUAAAAACAUACUGAACAACUUUA
Molecule: messenger RNA, 10336 nt
Organism: Sander lucioperca (pikeperch)
Lineage: Eukaryota; Metazoa; Chordata; Actinopteri; Perciformes; Percidae
Gene: casz1
Product: castor zinc finger 1
Exons: 20
Coding region: 418-6573 (2051 amino acids)
Biological process (GO): regulation of neuron differentiation; positive regulation of transcription by RNA polymerase II
Cellular component (GO): nucleus
Molecular function (GO): DNA-binding transcription factor activity, RNA polymerase II-specific; RNA polymerase II transcription regulatory region sequence-specific DNA binding
Source: RefSeq, a predicted model, not a curated record